This is a messenger RNA of Salvelinus fontinalis (brook trout), 2705 nucleotides long. It is a transcript of the gene nostrin, whose product is annotated as nitric oxide synthase trafficking. Bases 695 to 2329 code for a protein of 544 amino acids. NCBI's taxonomy places the organism in Eukaryota, Metazoa, Chordata, Actinopteri, Salmoniformes, Salmonidae. Gene Ontology annotation, molecular function: protein binding. The record is from RefSeq and is a predicted model, not a curated record. The transcript has 17 exons. Gene Ontology annotation, cellular component: cytoplasm; plasma membrane.
GCGCUGUCCAUAUCCGUGGCUGCUACUUCAUAGUAAGUUUAGUAUAUUACUCGAGGUCUUACUGUUGUCUUAACUGUUGUGAGGUCAAUAACUCUGAUACAUAGCGUCAUUAUGGACAACGAAACAUAUUGUUUUUAAUCAAAUCAAUUAUAGCAGUAGCAAGCUUACCUCCGUUCCUCCUUUUCAUCUUCGCGCUCUCCCUCUCAAACUGAACAGGACAUCAUUUGUCCUAGUCCGCACGCACAGAUAUUACAUUUCUUCAUGCACACAUUGAGAUACUAUAAUAAGAAACUAAUUCUCAAACCCUGAGCAAUAUGACAUUUAAUCAAUGAAAAAUUGCAUGACCCUCCCCUGGACUAAAUCAAAAAUACCAAACUCUCCCCAUGACUGAAAUUGAAAAAGUAUGACCCUCCCCCAUUUUCUCCCAGGUAACAAUGGGUGUAAAAUUUGACCGCUCACUAAAAUGAAAAGGGAUUUCAUGAAUUUUGAAUAACUUUGGACAAAUUAAGCUAUUUGUUGACAUGAAUUAUCAUUUGCACAAAGUGACAGUGGAUGGUUGAGGACAUAAAUGGUUGAAUAUUCCAAUGGAAUUUUCCUUGUGCACUGGUUAUAUGAGCGCAGGUGAUUUCCGCAUGAAUGACUUUAGGAGGAGCGUGUUCAAAGUGCAAAUGUAAUAAACCAUCUUAGACUGAAAAUGGCGGACCUCGUGAGCACCUGUGCUUACAACCUGUUGUACCAAGAUCUGAAGAAGUUCUCAAAAAAUGGGGAGCAUUUCUGUAAGGAGCUCAUGACAGUAUUUCAGCAAAGGGCUGAGCUGGAGAUCAGUUAUGCCAAGGGACUUCAGAAGCUUGCUGGAAAACUCAUGAAGGCAUCCAAAGGAAUGAAUGACAAUUCCACAUACCGAGCAUGGUGCCAUGUAUCUGAUGACAUGUACUCUACAGCAGACACACACAGAACACUAGGAAGUGCUUUUCAGUCAGAGGCAGUUUUAGAAAUUCGACAAGUAAUUGAGGAGCACAACAAGAGGAAGAGACCUCUUGAUAAUGUUGUUGAGAAAAACGCAAAACUUGUUGUGACGAACUGGAGUGAACAAAUAAAGAUGAAGAAGAAAUUGGUUGGAUUGACAAGAGAGCAUGAAGCCCUGUUCAACUUUGUUGAAAAGAAUACACACAUUUGCACAGAAAAAGAAAAACAGAAGAUGCUGACCAGACUGACAAAGUCUGCUGAGGCCCAGACCAGAACAGAUGAGGAGUACUUCACCAUCAACAUGGAUGGCCAUGAAAUCAGACUGAAGUGGGAAAACACACUGAAAAAUUGCUACCAGGUAAUCCAGGAGGUUGAGAAACAGCGGAUAGAAGUUCUGUGCAACAUAUUGAGUAAAUACAACCUCCACAUGGCAAGCUUCAGACACACCCUUGUACAUAGACAGAAACAAAUAGAACAAGCCAUCCAGAAAGUUGAUGUGGAAAAGGAUAUCCAAAAUCUGGUGGAGGAGACCAGUGUAGCAGCAGAGGAGAACAACGCUAAGUUUCUGAUGACUGAUUAUUUUGAGGAGGACAGUAAGUCAUUGAUGGAAAAAGACAGGAGAAGAGAUGCCAUCAAGUCCAAACUCCAGCGGCUGGGGGACAGUAUCACAAAAACAAAGAAAGACUGUGACGGUCUUGAGAGACUGGUGAAGACCUACUCUGAAAACCCAUCAUUCUCAAACAAAAAGAACCUGGAAGAAACGGAACAGUUGAUUGAUGAGACCACUCUGAAACUGAACCUUCUUGAAGCAACUCAUUGCAAACUCUCCAGCACAUUGGCUGAAUUGGAGGGAAAACCUAAGACUUUGCAUCGAUUCAGUGCCAGUAUAACAAAAUGGAAAGAAAAGGAUUGCGAGCACAGUAUUGUUCAGCUGGCCCGUCCAGUCAAAAUCAAAAAGACACCGUUCAGAUCGCGUUUGAGGAGCUCCAUCAUUUACAAAGGACCCCCUCAGAGUGUGACAUCAGCAGAGGCCUCAUCAGUAGAAGUAAACCAAGUCUACACUGCUGUCAUCCAAGAUACUACAGCUCCAGGGGAAUGUGGCUCUGUCAAUGGAGCCAUGUCUUUGACUGACGACAAGGAAGGAGAAGAGUGGUGUAGCAUUGGGAAAUGCAAAGCUGUUUACGACUUCACAUCAGACAGAGAUGAUGAGUUGAAUAUGAAAGAAGGAGACCUUCUUGACAUCUAUCAAAAGGAAGACAGCGGUUGGUGGUAUGGGAUAUUGAAUGGACAGAUAGGCCAUUUUCCAUCAACCUACAUUGAGGAGCUGCCCAUGUUAAGUGUUGUAGAAACAUCAGAUGUAUGACAGUCAGUGUUGGCGCAAAUGGACAGGGUUUUAGAGCGAGAAAUUCUCUCCGGACAUUUGCAAGGAAGGCAGAGAAGUUGUUGGUCUCCUGGAGUCUCUGCUCCAAGUGAUUCAUGCAAUCCAGUGGUGGGUCGCUAGACACAACUGUGGACAAAAAUAUGGUUAUAUCACAUUUCCAGCCAUUCAUGAUAACACUCCUAGUUUCCAAAACCAUUUGUUACUGUUCUAUACUAUUUACUGUACUCACUCUGGUAUAAUCCUCCUUCGUUGAUCCUCAGCAUGAAGGUGUAUACACAUUCCGAGUCUUUUUGGUUGAUGUCUCGGAAGAUAAACUGCAAUUUCUCUCCUUGAAUAAAAGAAUAACAAUUCCUUUUAA